Molecule: messenger RNA, 1941 nt
Organism: Conger conger (European conger)
Lineage: Eukaryota; Metazoa; Chordata; Actinopteri; Anguilliformes; Congridae
Gene: atg101
Product: autophagy related 101
Exons: 2
Coding region: 641-1297 (218 amino acids)
Biological process (GO): autophagosome assembly; autophagy
Cellular component (GO): phagophore assembly site
Source: RefSeq, a predicted model, not a curated record
UUAAAGCAGCAACGGCACAUCUGUUGUGUGGCACAUGUCAGAGGUACAUGAACGGGGUUUUUCUGUUGGUUACGUGUUUGUAUGCGUGAAACCUUGGUUUCCGCGCUGAUAUUAUUUAGGUAGUCAACGAUAGUGAGGGCCAGGACAGCUAACAACAAUCAAUCAGCGCAAAUUAGACAGCAUCAGUAGCUCUAGCCGUGGCCAUGGCUAAAACCAUUGGUCAGUGGACUAAGCCCGGUAUGGUUCUUGCUGCUUUCCGUAUUUUGUCUUUUGUUUACACAUUUUGAGCCCCGCCCUCGAGAAGCGACAUUUUGACUGUAUCUUUGUAUUAUAUGCACACACAGACUAACACACGUCAGCUAACUAAAUAAAUGUAUCGCAUAUCUAGAUCAUUUAUAUCGACGUAGAUUAAGAAAACAUAUCACGUUAUCGAUAAUUUGUUUAACAUAGCUAGCUAGUUAUAUAGCCAUACACAUUUGCUAGCAAGUCAUUACAAGUGUAGACUGUAGAUGUUUUGAAAUCCGUCGAGAGGACAAUAUUCUUUAGAAUAAUAUAGCCGUCUCCCCAACCCCACCGUGGCUAACUGUAGUUAGCUGCAUCUCUGAUUUCCUCCUGCGACAGCGAGGUAUCAAGUCACAAUAUGAACUGCCGUUCGGAAGUGUUGGAGGUGUCUGUGGAGGGCAGGCAGGUUGACGAGGCCAUGUUGGCUCUACUGCAUACGAUUCUGUUGCACCGCAGCACCGGAAAAUUUCACUACAAGAAAGAGGGGACUUAUUCCAUUGGCACUGUUGGAACGCAGGACAUUGACUGCGACUUCAUCGAUUUCACCUUUGUUCGCGUGUCUUCCGAGGAGCUUGACAGAGCCAUCAGAAAAGCAGUCGGGGAGUUCAAGGAAGCUUUGGGGAACUCUGGGAGCGACGGAAUGGGACAGAUUUCUCUGGAGUUCUACCAGAAAAAGAAGUCCCGCUGGCCUUUCUCAGACGAGUGCAUCCCCUGGGAAGUCUGGAGCAUCAAAGUAAACGUCGUCAACUUGGCCAACGAGCAAGAGAGGCAGAUCUGCCGUGAGAAAGUGGGCGAGAAGUUGGGCGAGAAAGUAAUUAACAUUGUGGAGGUGAUCAACCGUCACGAGUACCUGCCCAAGAUGCCCACGCAGUCCGAGGUGGACAACGUGUUCGACACCAGUCUCAAAGAUGUCCAACCUUACCUGUACAAGAUCACGUAUCAGAUCACAGACUCACUUGGCACCUCAGUGAGCACUACCAUGCGGAGACUCAUCAAGGACACAUUGGCACUUUAGAGACCUCUGUUUGUGGAGGAGGACUCUUUGACAGGCCUUACUGACUUAUUGGACCACGCGAAAUAAUUUCUACGCGUGGGUUGAUUCGAUGACUGACAUAGACUAGCUAGCUAAUUUUGGAGUUCCUGAUGAAUUCCUAACAUUAUAGAUUGAAAUAAUGCGCAGGCCCGGCGCUCUUCCGAACAAAACAAAUACGCGUGGUAAAAAAGAAAAGAAAAAGUAAAAUGUCUCUGGUUAUUUGUAGUAGUAGUAGUAGUAGUAGUAGUAGUGGUGGUGUUUUGUACAAACGAAGCUCGGAAAUAAUCAUUACAGCGAUCACCAAUUUAGGGUUAAAACAGAAAAAACUAGCACAGCACGCUUUUGGCAACAGUUGAUCCUUAAAGUGAUUGAAAAUAUGACUGCCUUUCAUAUGUAUUGUAUUGCUACUGUAACGUCACCAGUAUAAAUAUUCGACACCAGUAUAAAUAUAUUGUACAAAUAAAUUGAGUUGGAAAAUGAUGUCUACAACUUCAGCGCAUAAUAACAACAAUGUAUUUGUGAGAUGGGACUUUAAAUGUUGCAUAAAAUUUCAGUUAUAUUUCUGCAAGCAACUAAAUGUAUCUUCAUAAAAUUACAAAAAUAAAAUGCCUUUGGUUCAGAUGAUA